AUGGAUUUAGACAAAAAAUCUGUAGUAUUAAGAAAUCGCACGCCUCGUGAAAAAGCUAAAGCCCAUGAUGCUGUCAGGGAUUCGUUAUUAACUGAGUCAACGUCUGGAAUAGUUAAAGGUGAAGAAGACUCGACUAGUAUGGGUACAGAAUUUUCUAGCCCAGAUGUUGAAAGUAACACUGAUUUGCUUCCUGAUAAAAGUGAGACGGUGAAAUCAAGUAAUGGCGAAACUAAAGUUUUAUUCAAUGAUAUGGAAAAUGGAAAAUCGUGUAACACGAAAAGUGUUAGCUACGAAGAAAACCUCAAGGAGGAACAAGUCCUAAUAACUAUUACUCCUCCUAAACCUAAAAUACCAGAUGGUGGAUGGGGGUGGGUCGUUGUACUGUCAUCAUUUGUGAUCUCAAUGAUAGCAGACGGGAUUAGUUUCUCGUUUGGCUUGCUUUAUAUAGAAUUCUUAGACGAAUUUAAAACUAGUAAAGCCACCACCGCUUGGAUAGGAAGUUUAUUCAUAGCCGUACCUUUAUUAUCUGGUCCAGUGAUGAGUGCAUUGGUGGAUAGAUAUGGCUGCCGAAGUAUGACAAUAUUGGGGGGACUUAUUUCCACUCUUGGUUUCGUUUUAGCGUCAGUUUCUAACUCAAUAGAAUUUAUGAUGUUGACGUUUGGAGUUAUCGCUGGAUUGGGUCUCGGAUUAGUAUAUGUUACAGCAGUAGUAUCUAUUGCUUAUUGGUUCGAAAAGAAAAGAAACCUCGCUGUUGGUUUGGGUGCUUGUGGUACAGGUGUUGGAACCUUCAUUUACGCACCGAUGACACAGUAUUUCAUAGAAGAAUUCGGUUGGAGAGGCACUAUACUAUUAUUAGCUGGCACACUUCUUAAUUUGUGCGUAUGUGGUUGCGUCAUGAGAGAUCCCGAAUGGUGGAUCUUGGAACAGAAAAAGGAAAAGGCUGAAAAGGAAGAUUUGAAAUCGAUUAGAGACGAUGUUAAAUCGAAAAACUCUAGUUCCGCCUCGAUCGCCAAUUCAUUUACUUAUGACGAAGAGUUUUCACGUGGUAAGAACAUGAAACGUCUGAUCGCUAAAGGAGUUUCAGCAGAAAAAGUUAUUAAGGAUGAAGUAGCAACUAUACGGCGACGUGAGAUUAUGCUAUUGAUGAAAAAGAUGAAUAACGAAAAGAAAACACGUUCGCUUGUAGAUCUAAGAUCAAAUGUUAUAUGCAUUAACGAGGUCCCCAAUGCAUUUACAAAUACAAGUAAAGAAUGCGAUGACACCAUAAAGUAUGUGUCAUUUGCGAAUAAUAUCCACGAACGGGAUCUAAUCACAAGGAAGAAUGUACCGAAGAUUACCGAACCGCUAAUUAACCAACGUAAUUGUGAAAACAAAGACAAUACUAAUAAAAAGCCGCCUCAAGUAAGGCGAUCAAUGUCAGAAGUCAAAGAUUUAAGACCGCUAUUGAAACAAGACAGUAAAGAGAACAAAAGAGACUGGUUCAGGAAACAAUUGUCUAUAAAUCACCAUUAUCUACGGGAUCUAAAAAUGCCAUUAAACUCGAUAAGUCAUAGAAAUGCAUUGUUGAACAUUAAGAGAUAUAAAUUGAAGGCGUCCUCUUGUCCUGAUAUUUUUAAAAACUCGAUGGUCACAGUCAACGAGGAGGAAGAGAAAUGGUACGACGACUGUGUAUCUGUACUAGCGGAUAUGUUUAACGUGGAUCUCUUCAAAAUAGUUACAUUCAAUCUAUUGUGUCUCGGUACAAUCAUAAUAUUCGUCUGGUUCAUCGUACCCUACUUCUACCUAACAGAGCACAUGACGCAUAAUGGCUAUGGUGAAGAUGAUGGAGCUGUACUCCUGAGUUUGAUAGGGAUCACCAAUACUAUUGGAAUGGUAGGCCUGGGCUGGAUCGGCGAUCUUCCUGGUGUAUCGAUUGGCAAUCUCUACGCACUCUGCCUUCUCUUCUGUGGAGCUUCUGUGUUAGCCAUACAAAUAUUCAUUUCAAACUAUUGGCUACUGGCGUUCUUCUGCGGCCUGUUCGGGUUGAUGUUUGCAGCAGCUUUCACCUUUGUGCCGAGUUUAUUGGUGAAGAUUGUUUCCUUGGACGAUUUUACCUCCGCUUAUGGGCUGGUGUUACUGGCAGAAGGAAUUGGCCAUUUGAUUGGACCUCCUCUUUCAGGUUUAAUCUUUGACCUCACUUUGUCGUGGCAACUGUCGUUCUACUUGGCCGGGGGCUGGAUUAUAGUUGCAGGCGUUCUUACUGCCUUCAUCCAACCGAUUAGGUCUUACCAGCAGCGCAGAGAGGCUGAAAGAGAAAGCAAUAUUAUAUAA
Molecule: messenger RNA, 2310 nt
Organism: Leptosia nina
Lineage: Eukaryota; Metazoa; Arthropoda; Insecta; Lepidoptera; Pieridae
Source: the annotation of a GenBank genome assembly